Molecule: messenger RNA, 2370 nt
Organism: Prinia subflava (tawny-flanked prinia)
Lineage: Eukaryota; Metazoa; Chordata; Aves; Passeriformes; Cisticolidae
Gene: CDH10
Product: cadherin 10
Exons: 11
Coding region: 1-2370 (789 amino acids)
Biological process (GO): cell-cell adhesion mediated by cadherin; adherens junction organization; calcium-dependent cell-cell adhesion
Cellular component (GO): adherens junction; catenin complex; plasma membrane
Molecular function (GO): cadherin binding; calcium ion binding
Source: RefSeq, a predicted model, not a curated record
AUGACAAUACAGCAAGUCCUAUUACUUCUGCUGCUCUGGAUGUGGCUGCCACAUCCCUGCCAUACAGAAAUGCUCUUCAGAAGGACUCCUGAUCUCAGACCCAAAAGCUUUGGAGGACGUGCUUUAGGGAAUGAUGGGAAAACAGUUCACCGCCAGAAGAGAGGCUGGAUGUGGAAUCAGUUUUUUCUUUUAGAGGAAUACACAGGAUCUGAUUAUCAGUAUGUAGGCAAGCUUCAUUCUGACCAGGAUAAGGGGGAUGGAUCCCUCAAAUACAUUUUGUCAGGAGAUGGGGCUGGUACUCUUUUUAUAAUUGAUGAGAAAACAGGAGAUAUUCAUGCAACUCGGAGAAUUGACAGGGAAGAGAAAGCCUUUUACACCCUGCGUGCCCAAGCUAUCAACAGAAGGACUCUGAGACCAGUGGAACCUGAAUCUGAAUUUGUCAUCAAGAUCCAUGACAUCAAUGACAAUGAACCAACAUUUCCAGAAGAAAUUUACACUGCUAGUGUUCCUGAAAUGUCAGUAGUAGGUACUUCUGUGGUCCAAGUUACAGCUACUGAUGCCGAUGACCCUUCAUAUGGAAACAGUGCCAGAAUAAUUUACAGCAUACUUCAAGGGCAGCCAUAUUUCUCUGUGGAACCAGAAACAGGCAUCAUCAGGACUGCAUUGCCGAACAUGAACAGAGAGAACAGGGAGCAGUACCAAGUAGUUAUCCAGGCAAAGGACAUGGGAGGCCAGAUGGGUGGAUUAUCAGGAACCACCACCGUGAACAUCACACUGACUGAUGUCAACGACAAUCCACCUCGCUUCCCCCAGAGUACCAUCCAUCUCCGCAUUCCUGAGUCCUCCCCAGUUGGGACAGCCAUUGGCAGUGUUAAAGCCACAGAUGCGGACACUGGAAAGAAUGCAGAAGUAGAGUACAGAAUUAUAGAUGGCGAUGGGACUGAUAUGUUUGAUAUUGUGACACAGAAGGACACACAGGAAGGCAUCAUCACUGUGCGAAAGCCACUGGACUAUGAGACAAGACGACUUUAUACUUUGAAAGUAGAAGCUGAAAAUACCCAUGUGGAUCCCCGUUUCUAUUACCUUGGGCCUUUCAAAGACACAACUAUUGUGAAAAUCUCCGUAGAAGAUGUAGAUGAACCUCCUGUUUUCAGCAGGUCUUCUUACCUUUUUGAGGUGCAUGAAGAUAUUGAGCUGGGGACAAUAAUAGGAACAGUAAUGGCACGGGAUCCUGAUUCUGCCUCAAGUCCAAUAAGGUUUUCUCUGGAUCGUCACACUGACCUUGACAGGAUAUUUAACAUUCAUUCUGGAAACGGCUCCAUCUAUACUUCUAAGCCACUUGACCGUGAGAUAUCCCAAUGGCACAAUCUCAGUGUUAUAGCAGCUGAGAUUAAUAACCCCAAAGAUACUACUCGUGUUCCUGUCUAUGUAAGAAUUUUGGAUGUUAAUGACAAUGCCCCACAGUUUGCUGUAUUCUACGACACUUUUGUCUGUGAAAAUGCAAGAGCUGGACAGCUUAUUCAAACCAUAAGUGCAGUAGACAAGGAUGACCCUCUUGGUGGACAAAAAUUUUUCUUCAGUUUAGCUGCUGUUAACCCUAACUUCACUGUUCAGGAUAAUGAAGAUAACACCGCCAGGAUUCUGACGAGAAGGAACGGCUUUAGUCGACACGAGAUAAGUACGUACCUUCUCCCGGUGGUGAUAUCGGACAACGACUACCCGAUCCAGAGCAGCACGGGCACGCUGACCAUCCGGGUGUGUGCCUGCGACAGCCGGGGGAACAUGCAGUCCUGCAGCGCCGAGGCCCUGCUCCUGCCCGCCGGCCUCAGCACCGGGGCGCUGGUGGCCAUCCUCCUCUGCAUCAUCAUCCUGCUAGUUAUAGUGGUGCUAUUUGCUGCUCUGAAGAGGCAACGAAAGAAGGAGCCUUUGAUCCUCUCUAAAGAGGACAUCAGAGACAACAUUGUGAGCUACAAUGACGAAGGCGGUGGAGAGGAAGACACCCAAGCCUUUGAUAUCGGCACCCUGAGGAAUCCUGCAGCUAUCGAAGACAAGAAGCUGCGGCGAGACAUUAUCCCUGAAACGUUGUUUGUGCCACGGAGGACUCCUUCGGCACCAGACAACACGGAUGUCCGAGAUUUCAUUAACCAAAGGCUAAAAGAGCACGACACUGAUCCCUCUGCGCCGCCGUACGACUCGCUUGCAACCUAUGCCUACGAAGGGAACGAUUCCAUAGCUGAAUCCUUGAGCUCCUUGGAGUCAGGUACUACCGAAGGAGACCAAAACUAUGAUUACCUCCGAGAGUGGGGGCCUCGGUUUAAUAAGCUAGCUGAGAUGUACGGUGGAGGAGAAAGUGACAAAGACACUUCUUAA